This is a messenger RNA of Lathyrus oleraceus (garden pea), 912 nucleotides long. RefSeq lists its product as uncharacterized. Lineage: Eukaryota; Viridiplantae; Streptophyta; Magnoliopsida; Fabales; Fabaceae. The transcript has a single exon. Bases 1 to 912 code for a protein of 303 amino acids. The record is from RefSeq and is a predicted model, not a curated record.
AUGGUGAAUCCUGGUUUGGUGUAUCCUCAAGGGUAUCCUCAGAUCGCUUCUACUCCAGUUAUUUCUCAAACGACUUCUCAGCAUGUUCAACUUCCCAAUCAUCAAGUUAAUCCUCAACCUACCAAUCAGAAUGUUGUUGGUUCAGACUAUCAGUUACUGGAUGAAAGGAUCAGAGCCAUUGAAGGUUUCUCUGCUUAUAGUAUGGAUGCUAAGGACUUAUGCCUAGUUCCUAAUGUGGUGGUUCCUCCUAAGUUCAAAGCGCCAGACCUACCAAAAUAUAAGGGUUUGAGUUGUCCAAGAAGCCAUGUCAUCAUGUAUUGUAGGAAGAUGGCAUCUUACAUUAAUAAUGAUGAUCUUAUUAUCCAUUGCUUCCAAGACAGCUUAUCUGGGGCAUCCUUAGACUGGUAUAUGGGCCUGGAACGCAGUAAAAUCAGAUCUUGGAAGGACUUGUCUGAAGCCUUUCUCAAGCAAUACAAAUAUAAUCUGGACAUGGCUCCCACCAGGCUACAACUGCGGAAUCAAGCCUGCAAGAGCAAUGAAACAUUUAAAGAAUACGCUCAGAGAUGGCGUGAAAUGGCUUCCAGAGUUAAACCUGCACUGACAGAUGCCGAAUUGGUUGAUAUUUUCAUGGGCACACUCCAUGGUUUGUAUUAUGAGAAGAUGGUUGGUAGCUCAUCAUCCAACUUUGCCGACAUGGUAACCAUUGGAGAACGCAUCGAGAAUGGGCUAAAAAUAGGAAAGAUUGCUAGUAUCGACAGCCAGCCAGCGGCUAAGAAGUCUCACGGUUUUGCUAAGAAGAAAGAGGCCGAGGCAAAUGCCGUAACAACAAAUGUAUAUCCUCAAGUUAAGGCACUUAUGGAUCAUAUGCCAUACUACCCUUAUCCAUACAUUGUCGCUGCUCAAUAUCAGUAA